This is a messenger RNA of Eremomyces bilateralis CBS 781.70, 555 nucleotides long. RefSeq lists its product as uncharacterized. Bases 1 to 555 code for a protein of 184 amino acids. The record is from RefSeq and is a predicted model, not a curated record. NCBI's taxonomy places the organism in Eukaryota, Fungi, Ascomycota, Dothideomycetes, Eremomycetales, Eremomycetaceae. The transcript has a single exon.
AUGUUAGACGACGGGUUAAAAGCAAAGGCUCAGAUUAAUCGAUACCUAGCCCUACAGACGGAGAUACCUUCCUUUACCGCCGAGGAAUGGCAGCACCUGUCUCAGAUUCAUCAAGUACUGAGCAAAUUCAACGAGCUCACCCUGUUCGUAUCAGAGCGAAAGCCACAGAUCAGCCUUACUGUCCCACUCUAUUAUAAGCUACAUGAUUUACUCAAUAAGGGGUCUGAAGCUCAGGGAGUCUUUUCGGGAUUAGAUCGUGAUAUUGCCCGAGCAAUUAAGGAAGGAAUGAAGAAAUACGAGAAAUACUACACCUUUAUAGAUGAAUUAGAUACCUACUAUACUACUCUAAUUCUAGAUCCUCGGGUGAAAGGAGACCUAAUCCUCAAUGAAUUAGAGGAUAAAGAGGCUAGGAAUCUAAUAUUAAGAGCUGUCCGUAACAGUCUUCAUCAGAAAUAUCCACUUCGGAACCGCGAGUCGCCUAGAACGGUAUUACAGCAGUCGGCAUCAGAAACCAAGAUAGUAGAAUCCCGAAUGCUCCAACGGCUACAGCCUUAA